AUGCGACCCUUCACGUCGUCGUCGCAUCGAUAUGAGAUAAGAGACCUCGAAUCCCUUUCUCAUCGGCUGAUACCCAAAUACCAAGAAUCCCAGGAGGCGGAUCUUCUCUCGCUGCAGUGGCCGAUCCCCCUUCGAAACAUCUUCGUGGUCAAGAAAGACUGCGUUCCGGCGGUCACCGAGUCUCUGAUCGAAUUUGCCAGCCAUGUCACGUCCACAUACCCGUCGACCGCCAUCAUUCUCGAACCGAAAACAGCAGAAGAAGUCCACACAUCGCUCCCUUGUCCCGUCUACACGGCGCAGUCGGACAAACUACCAUCGUCGCUACAUAAGAAAGUGGACCUUACGGUUACGCUGGGAGGAGACGGGACGAUCUUGCAUGCCUCGUCGCUGUUUGCCACGUGCCACAACGUGCCGCCCGUACUAUCCUUCAGUAUGGGGACCCUGGGCUUCUUAAGCGAAUGGAAGUUUGCCGAGUACAAGCGCGCAUUUCGCGAAGUCUACAUGUCCGGAGCGGGUGUUGGGGACCGGGCGCCCAUCCUGGAAGACCGAGCUGUGGCCACGACGGCGCACGAUCGGCUGCCGUCGGGGACUGGCCCGACCGGGUGGUCCUCGGUGCGCGGCAAAUCGAUGGGCGCCAGCCGUGGUGCCCGCAUUCUGAUGCGCAAUCGGUUGAAAGUCGGGUUGUUCACGGCCGACGGCACGCCCGUUCAACGGGACCAGAACUCGGUCCCUAUGCAGGGCACCUUGGGCCGGGACGGCGUGUACGUGAUGAAUGAGGUGCUGUUCCACCGCGGAAAGGAGCCGCAUCUCGCUGUGGUGGACUUGUACGUUGGCGGGCGGUUUCUCACCGAGGCCGUCGCGGACGGAAUUAUCAUUUCGACGCCCACCGGCAGUACGGCCUACAGCCUGAGUAGCGGCGGCAGCAUCGUGCAUCCGCUAGUGCCUUCGAUUCUCUUGACGCCGAUCUGCGCGCGGAGCCUCAGUUUCCGGCCGCUGGUGCUGCCCUCCAGCACGCCGAUCACGCUGCGGCUCAGCGAGAAGAACCGGGGCCGCGAGCUAGAAGUGAGCAUCGACGGGGUCAACAUGGGCCAGGGGAUGGCCGUCGGGAUGGAGGCGCGAGUCUGGAACGAAGAGAUGCGGCACGGGGAGAAUGAAUGGCAGGGCGGCGUGCCAUGCGUGAUGCGUCGGAUUGUCGGCAGCGAGGCGCAUGACGGAUGGGUGGGCGGAUUGAACGGACUCCUGAAGUUCAACUAUCCUUUCGGCGAGGACCCUUGA
Molecule: messenger RNA, 1275 nt
Organism: Aspergillus steynii IBT 23096
Lineage: Eukaryota; Fungi; Ascomycota; Eurotiomycetes; Eurotiales; Aspergillaceae
Product: NADH kinase POS5
Exons: 3
Coding region: 1-1275 (424 amino acids)
Biological process (GO): NAD+ metabolic process; NADP+ biosynthetic process
Molecular function (GO): NAD+ kinase activity
Source: RefSeq, a predicted model, not a curated record